Messenger RNA from Xylaria bambusicola, 1530 nucleotides. RefSeq names its product mid region of cactin-domain-containing protein. The transcript has 4 exons. Gene Ontology annotation, biological process: mRNA cis splicing, via spliceosome. Gene Ontology annotation, molecular function: protein binding. Gene Ontology annotation, cellular component: spliceosomal complex; cytoplasm. NCBI's taxonomy places the organism in Eukaryota, Fungi, Ascomycota, Sordariomycetes, Xylariales, Xylariaceae. The record is from RefSeq and is a predicted model, not a curated record. The coding region runs from base 1 to 1530 and encodes 509 amino acids.
AUGGAUCCGGGGCGUCGAGCUAUGAUUUCUGGCCGUAAGUCUCCCCCUCGCCGUGACAUCACCGCUCCCAGACGUGAUGCCAAUACCAGGAUCUCAAAGCCUCAGCGGUCGUUCCAGCCAAACACUACGAGUACUGCUCGACAAACCUAUCUCAGCCAAGACGAACAAUCGCAGCGUUUUGUCGCCGAUGAAGAUAAGUUUGUACUCAAGCAGUCCAAGAAGAAAGCGGACAUCCGCGUCCGUGAGGGGCGGGCCAAACCCAUCGACCUCUUGGCGUUCAAUCUCCGAUACGUAGAUACCGAUCGAGAUGUUUUCGACGACAACGAGAAGGAUGUCCAAAUCACCGUCCCUGCGCCUACCGCUGUCAUAGAAGCACUCAGUGAAGCGGAGGCUACCGAGCUGGAUUCCGAGAUUGCGUCAUACCACACGCUUGAGACAAAUGCUAGGAAUAGGGAAUAUUGGACUGCUCUACGGAGUCUGGUUACCGAUCAUAAGCUGAAGCUAAAGCCUUUGGCACCUGAGGGACGCGCGGUAAGCGCUGUCACGUCCGAUGUAGACAAGAUUUUAGGGCCAAAAAGUCUGCAACAACUGGAGAAGCUGGAAGGUCAAAUACAGGCGAAGCUUCGCUCUGAUGAAGUCAUGGACACCGACUACUGGGAACAACUCCUCAAAAGCUUGCAAGUGUAUAAAGCUAAGGCAAGACUUAGGAAAAUCUGCGAUUUGAUCCGGGACAACCAGCUCAAGUUGUUGGCGAAAAUUGACCCGGACAAAGCCGCGGGACUCGCGGCUGGAAACAUCAAUGCACAGCCCUCCUUGAAAGAUCAGUUUACAGUUUCAGCUGCCAUCAACCGGCCAAAACCGGCGGUUCCAUCUUCAUCUAGCACUAGUAGCGCGCCUCCUGGUACAGCAAGGUUUGCAUUCAGCGCGAAUGAGGAUUUCUCGCAGGCCACCAAAGCUUUGUACGAACGCGAAGUUGCGCGCGGUGUGAACGAAGAUGAGGAAAUCUUCACAGCGGAAGAAACAGUCUCGGGCAUGACGAAACCCCAGUGGGCUGAUAAAUAUCGACCAAGGAAGCCACGGUACUUCAACCGGGUGCAGAUGGGCUACGAAUGGAACAAGUACAAUCAGACUCAUUACGAUCACGACAAUCCACCCCCCAAAGUAGUUCAAGGGUAUAAGUUCAACAUAUUUUAUCCAGAUCUCAUCGACAAGACCAAAGCUCCUACUUUCAAGAUUAUCCGCGAACACGGGAGAAGGAAGGGCGAGUCUCUUGCCCCUGCGGGUGAAGAGGAUACAUGUCUCAUCCGCUUCAUUUCGGGCCCACCCUACGAAGACAUCGCUUUCCGCAUCGUUGAUCGCGAGUGGGAUUACAGCGCAAAAAAGGAUCGCGGUUUUAAGAGCAGUUUUGACAAGGUUUCCAGCCACAUCUGUUGUGUAACCAUGCACCACAUUGUUUCAGAAACCGGCACUCCUAUCUCCUACAUCACCUCAGGUUCACGCAAGUCGCACUUUAUUUAUUACCGAAAGUAG